CUCUUACCCCGCUGUUCUCUUCACGACCACGCAACGACGAGCAGCAGCGACACGAUGAGCGGGUCACAGGCGCAAAUACAGAAGGCUAUAGGCCAAAUCCAAUCAAAGGCCCCCCUUCCGGAGAUCGACUUUACCCAGCACCAGCUCGAGAAUGGCUACACGAUUAGCACCCAGGAGCGCGUCGUCAAAGAGGUGCAAGCCCCGGCCAUGACGCUCCCUACCGACGCUCAGUUCUUCUCGAAAACGGACCCGUCGAAGCCGGACGUCGGUUUCUUGAAGAACCACUUCUAUCGUGAGGGUCGCCUCUCUGAGGAGCAUGCGCUCUUCAUCCUGGAGAAGGGAACGGAGAUUCUGCGUGCGGAGCCCAAUCUCCUGUAUGUCGACGCGCCCGUCACUGUGUGUGGCGAUAUUCAUGGACAAUAUUACGACUUGAUGAAACUCUUCGAAAUUGGAGGAAACCCUGAAACCACGCGCUACCUUUUCCUGGGAGACUACGUCGAUCGCGGCUACUUCAGCAUCGAGUGUGUACUAUAUCUCUGGUCCCUGAAAAUCUGGUACCCUGAGACCCUCUUCCUCCUUCGCGGCAACCACGAGUGCCGGCACUUGACGGACUACUUCACGUUCAAGCUUGAAUGCAAGCGCAAGUACUCCGAGCGCAUCUACGAUGCGUGCAUGCAGUCGUUCUGCGCCCUCCCUCUGGCUGCCAUCAUGAACAAGCAGUUUUUCUGUAUCCAUGGUGGCCUAUCCCCCGAACUCAAUACCCUUGAUGAUAUCCGUGCUAUCGACCGUUUCCGUGAGCCUCCUACUCAAGGUCUCAUGUGCGACAUGCUGUGGUCGGACCCGGUCGAAGACUUCGGCCAGGAGAAAACGUCGGACAGUUUUGUGCACAACCACGUGCGGGGCUGCUCAUACUUCUUCACUUACCAAGCUGCAUGUCAAUUCCUGGAGCGCAACAAGUUGCUCUCAAUCAUACGUGCACACGAAGCGCAGGACGCAGGGUACCGCAUGUACCGCAAGACGCGGACAACUGGUUUCCCCUCCGUCAUGACGCUUUUCUCCGCCCCCAACUACCUCGAUGUAUACAACAACAAGGCCGCAAUUCUGAAGUACGAGAGCAACGUCCUGAACAUCCGUCAGUUCAAUGCUACCCCACAUCCCUACUGGCUUCCCAACUUCAUGGACGCGUUCACCUGGAGUCUGCCCUUCGUUGGCGAGAAGAUUACCGACAUGCUGUUGGCGAUGCUCAACUGCUGCACGAAGGAGGAACUCGAGGAGAGCUCGGACGAGGAGACGUUGAUCUCACCAACGCCGUCUGAGGAGCAGCAGGAACGCCGCAAGGUCAUCAAGAACAAGAUCCUUGCUGUUGGACGCAUGUCCAGGGUGUUUGCUCUGUUGCGAGAGGAAUCCGAGAAGGUGUCCGAGCUCAAGAGCGUGUCUGGCUCUGCCAAGCUGCCGUACGGCACUCUUGCUCUGGGAGCGGAGGGUAUCAAGGAUGCAAUCUCUGGAUUCGAUGAUGCCCGGAAGUCGGACAUCGAAAACGAACGCCUCCCUCCCGACUUGUACGACCUCGAAACCCCCGAGGGCAUGGCCCUCAUCUCGUCGCAGCCCGCGACCCCCUCCGAAGACGCGUCAUCGCCCCCUUCCCCUAAUGGCGUCGCCGCCGCUCUGGAGCAAGUCAUCUCGGGCGCCACUUCAACGGGCCCUCCUGGUGCCGCUCCCGGAUCUCCCCUGUCGCCUACAUCGCCUACCUCCCCCAUCUCGUCGUCGACUUCGCCGUUCAGGCGGGGCCACGGCCGUCAGGCCAGUCUCGGGACGACGAUGACGAGCCCAAGUACCCGUCGCCGCAGUCUGGAGAGCACGAUGUCGCUCAUCCAGGAGGCGUGGGACGGCAAGACCCCGGAGAAGGACAACGAGCUCAUGAAGCUCGCGGACCAGGUAGCGGGCAAGAGCACGGGCAAGAAUUCGUCCGAGUCCGGGCGGACGAGCCCGAGCUAAGCUUGCGGACGUAUGGGGGACAUGGACAGCACUCGCUCGUCGUCACGGACAGAGUGGGAGGAGCGAGAGGGAUUGUCACGGUAGUCUUUGCAUUGCACUGUAUAUCCUGGAGGCUGGUGUAUUUCAUCGUUGUUUUUCUUCUCUCUUCCUGUACUUUCGCGCUUCAUACACAGAUUGGCAAUCGCUUUGCGCGCUCGUGGUGCCGCUCUCA
Molecule: messenger RNA, 2206 nt
Organism: Trametes versicolor FP-101664 SS1
Lineage: Eukaryota; Fungi; Basidiomycota; Agaricomycetes; Polyporales; Polyporaceae
Product: serine/threonine protein phosphatase 2B
Exons: 12
Coding region: 55-1995 (646 amino acids)
Biological process (GO): calcineurin-mediated signaling; fungal-type cell wall organization
Cellular component (GO): calcineurin complex; cytoplasm
Molecular function (GO): calmodulin-dependent protein phosphatase activity; calmodulin binding
Source: RefSeq, a predicted model, not a curated record